AUGGCUUCAGAUGAAGAUCAAAGGAUAGGUACCGAGGUAAAAAGUACCAUCCGGCAGGACGGCGCUUCGUCUGCGCCGGACGACCUCGAAGAGAAUACGGACGACAAAAUACUCGAUACUGCCAUUGGUACUGUUGAGGAUGUCUAUACUAUUGACAGUGACAAUUCACCCUUUCCAGAAGUACGAGCCAAUGUGCCCAACAACGACGACACGUCAACCCCAGUCAAUACGUUGCGCAUGUGGCUGGUCGGUGUCGUCUUCACUGUCAUCGGCACUGGGAUCAAUCAAUUUUUCAGCAUGCGUUAUCCCUCCGUGACUAUCUCCUCGCUGGUUGCCCAGUUGCUUGCUUUUCCUACGGUGCGCGUUUUCGACCGAUGGGACGUAACCAUUAACCCCGACCAUCACUUCAACAUCAAGGAACACUGCGUCGUCACAAUCAUGUCGAACCUAGCAUUUGGACCCUCAUGGGCAACGGACAUUAUCCAGGCUCAAGUGUCCCCGACAUUCUUCAACGCGAAAAAGCCUGUUUCGUACCAAUUCCUCCUUGGUCUGACGAUGCAGUUAUUCGGCUUGGGUAUGGCGGGCCUCUCCUACCGCUUCAUCGUUGAGCCUCCACAGAUGAUCUGGCCCUCAACUUUGGCGAAUGCUGCACUUUUUCAAACUCUACAUUCGAGGUUAAACCCCAGUGCCAAUGGGUGGAGGAUUUCGAGGUAUCGUUUCUUCACUAUCGUUUUUUGUGUAGCAUUCUGCUGGUACUGGCUUCCUGGCUUCCUCUUCACGGCUCUUAGCACAUUCGCCUUUAUAUGCUGGGCAGCGCCAAACAAUACCAUAGUCAACAACCUUUUUGGUAUGACAACUGGCCUUGCGUAUCUGCCCACCACAUUUGACUGGUCUCAAAUCGCCUACAAUGGAUCUCCCCUGGUGGUUCCCUUCUGGGCACAGGCCAAUGUCUUUGCCGGUUGGAUUAUCAUAUUCGCUCUCACUACACCAAUUUUAUACUACACCAAUACGUGGUAUACAGCAUACCUUCCUUUCUCCGGAAGUUCAACGUACGACAAUACAGGUCAAUUAUAUGAUGCCACUCGCAUUGUUGACCAGCACGGCAACUUCCUCGAGGACGCGUAUCAGGCCUAUAGCCCCAUAUUCAUGCCUGUGACCUUCGCUCUUUCGUAUGGAUGCUCUUUUGCUGUCAUGACCUGUAUACCAACUUUUAUUUUCCUAAACUAUUGGCGAGACAUUUUUGGCGCCUUAAAACCUGACCGCAAAAAGGAUAUUCACGUUCGUCUGAUUGAGAAAUAUAAAGAUGUGCCGUCUUGGUGGUACGCGGUCUUAACUGUCAUCGUCCUUGCACUCACUAUCAUGGUACAGGAGGUAUACCAGACCGAGAUGCCAGUCUGGGGAAUCUUUCUCGCCUUUGCUAUGGCUCUGCUGUAUCUAAUACCCACGGGAUCUGUAUAUGCCGUGGCAAACCUCAACAGCAACGUUUUAACCGUUCUGGGUGAAAUUAUUUCCGGUUAUCUCAUACCAGGGAAGCCUAUUGUGCUACUCAUCUUCAAGUUCUAUGCAUACACAGGUCUUAGUCAGGCAAUGCUUUUCGCAAGCGAUAUGAAACUGGGUCUUUACCUCAAGAUUCCGCGCCGCACACUUUUCGUUGCACAAUUGACAGCAUGUAUUCUUGGCUCGUUGACACAGAAUGCAGUUUUGCUCUGGAUGCUGCAUCAUGUGGACAAUAUUUGCAGCCCCGACCAGUCGAAUGGAUAUACCUGUCCCCAAGGAACAGUCAAUUUCUCGUCCAGCGUGAUCUGGGGAGCCAUCGGCCCAUCACGCCUGUAUAGUGUAGGCAAGAUCUACUCUGGCCUGCUUCAUUUGUUCUGGAUUGGAGCCUUGCUACCUAUAGUGACCUUCGUGGCUAAGAACAGAUGGCCCAAUAACAAAUUAUUGAGAAACAUGCAUUGGCCGAUCUUCUUCGCGGGCACAGGCAACGUCCCUCCCGCGACAGGAAUCAAUUACACGUCUGCAUUCGUUGUCUCAUUCAUUUUCAACAAAUGGAUAAAGGGCAAAUAUGCCCAUUGGUGGGCUAAAUACAACUACGUGCUCUCCGCCGCGUUAGAUUCUGGCCUUGCUGUCUCUGCGGUCAUUAUUUUCUUCGCUGUGAUCUUCCCUGGCGUGUCAGUGAAUUGGUGGGGGAACACCGUGCAGGGCACCACGAUUGAUGGCAAAGGUACGCCAUGGAAGCCGAUCCCGGCAAAUGGAACUUUUGGCCCUUCGACAUGGUCCUAAGCUGGCAUGAUAUUUUACAUAAACAGUCUGGUAGUCCUAGUUCUCUUUAAUUGACCUCGUUAAUAUUUAAACGCUUAUGGAAUGCGAGCCUUUCGUCGCCAAGAUCAUUGCUCAAGAAUUAGGCUAAAUUUAUUUGUAUUUAAGAAAUCAUUCAAAAGUGUUGGAUAUUGU
Messenger RNA from Talaromyces proteolyticus, 2451 nucleotides. Its product is annotated as small oligopeptide transporter, OPT family. Gene Ontology annotation, molecular function: oligopeptide transmembrane transporter activity. The record is from RefSeq and is a predicted model, not a curated record. Bases 1 to 2280 code for a protein of 759 amino acids. The transcript is spliced from 5 exons. Gene Ontology annotation, biological process: transmembrane transport. Lineage: Eukaryota; Fungi; Ascomycota; Eurotiomycetes; Eurotiales; Trichocomaceae.